Nicrophorus vespilloides is the source of this 998-nucleotide messenger RNA. RefSeq lists its product as uncharacterized. Bases 102 to 794 code for a protein of 230 amino acids. The transcript has 4 exons. Lineage: Eukaryota; Metazoa; Arthropoda; Insecta; Coleoptera; Silphidae. The record is from RefSeq and is a predicted model, not a curated record.
ACAACACAAAUCCAAUCGCCGUACUUUUCGUAAGCCUAUAAAUAUAACUCUCACUCUCGACUCGACAGAUUUCAGUGUGUGUGCAAGAGACGAGCCGCAAGAUGAAUUUAUUCAUUUUCUUGGCCGCAUUUGUCUUGGCUGCUGCUACAGCCGCCAUCAACGAGGUUAGACAGCCUUCAAAUCGACCAGGAAGAUUCCUUUCACUGCCAAAUGCCCAAAAAUGCGCUAACCGACCAAAGCAAUUCUUCUACAGAGGGCACAACUAUUUCUUCAGCGGACACGUGCCCGAAUUGUCCGGUAGGAAGGUCGAUUGGUUAGAUGGCAGGAACGUUUGCAGAGAGUAUUGCAUGGACCUUGUCUCGAUCGAAACCCAAGAAGAAAACAACAUGAUCUUCAGACUCAUCCAACAAAAUGAUGUCCCUUACAUCUGGACUUCUGGAAGACUAUGCGACUUCAAGGGCUGCGAAAACCGUCCCGACUUGGAACCUAAAUCAGUUCUGGGCUGGUUCUGGUCUGCAAACAGGGAGAAGAUGGCUCCAACUAACAGAUCUCCAAAUGGUUGGAACUACAAUCCAUGGUCUUCUACCGGACACAAAAAGCAACGUCAACCUGAUAACGCCGAGUUCGACAUUAACGGAACAACCGAAUCCUGUCUUUCAAUUCUCAACAACGUCUAUAACGAUGGAAUCGCAUGGCACGACGUCGCUUGUUAUCAUGAGAAGCCUAUCGUAUGCGAGGAUUCUGAGGAACUCCUCAACUAUGUUGCAGCCACCAAUCCAGGCAUCAGAUUAUAAAUGAAUGUACUUCGGCAUUUUCCUUGAAGAAAAGCCACUUUUCUUAAUUGUACUUUUCACAUAAUUUAUUUAUCGACUAAGUUAAAUUAAAUUACAAUUCUAAUUGGAAACGAGUGAAGGAGAAUAUCAACAAUAUGCAGCUGUACAAUAGUUUCUUUUCACAUUUGUAUUAGAAUAUCUUUCAGCAAUUAUGUAUAAAUGUGU